This is a messenger RNA of Pelobates cultripes (western spadefoot toad), 660 nucleotides long. The record is from the annotation of a GenBank genome assembly. NCBI's taxonomy places the organism in Eukaryota, Metazoa, Chordata, Amphibia, Anura, Pelobatidae.
AUGGUGACGAAACAUCCAACAUGUCGGACGGCCAAUCCGACUAUGAGUCGGGAACCUACAAAUACUCUGUCACCUGUCACAGAACAUAGCCUGCAUAAAAUGCUACAAGAGCUUCGCACAACGAUUACAGCAGACUUCCACCCUAUUGAUGGAGACUUAAGGAGAGAAAUUUCCAGCCUUGAUGAUAGAACCAGUCACCUGGAAAAUAGAACUGAAGAAUUAUGCAUUGCCCACAACGAAGUAGUGGACAAAAUAAAAAAAUUAUCAGAAGAAUAUGAGACACUGAAACUAAAAGUAGCUGAUAUGGAGGACAGGUCGAGAAGACAAAAUGUACGAUUCAGGAGCAUACCCGACGACGUCUUCCACGACGCCCUUCCAGCCUACAUACUCUCCAUCUGCAAGGCCUUGGUCCCGGGCCUACCAGACUCAGCAUGGGCAUACAACCGCAUGCAUAGGCUCCCGCGCCCAGCUCGUCUUUCUAGCGAAGUACCGAAAGACGUCAUCGUCAGAUUCCAUUAUUAUGCCCAUAAAAAACUGGCAGCAGCAAGAAAGCUACCCACACUCCCGGACCCUCACCAGUGGGUCGCCCUGUUCACAAAUUUAUCAGCAGCCAUGAUGGCAAAACGCAAGGCAUUUGUCACGAUCACUAUGACACUUUGA